Molecule: messenger RNA, 561 nt
Organism: Saccostrea cuccullata (small rock oyster)
Lineage: Eukaryota; Metazoa; Mollusca; Bivalvia; Ostreida; Ostreidae
Exons: 3
Coding region: 119-418 (99 amino acids)
Source: RefSeq, a predicted model, not a curated record
UGGCGUUAUUGCAGGGUCCUCCAAUUGUAGCUGCUAACUUACAGUCGGGGAUAAACGGCAACCGCUUACUUUAGACGAGGAGUCGCCAGUGAUAGGUACCGCAUAACAAAAAUCAGAGAUGGAGUCUUUGAUUGACAGCUUGAACACAGAGAAAUGGACAGAGAUUUCCGCAGCAGAAAGGGGGGAUGGUUUUGUUGAGUACUCGAUCAACAGGAAUGCUAAGCAGGUGGAUGACACAACUCUCGCCCUGAUGAUCGCAGACGAUGCUGGUAACGCUAAAACCGUCACCCUCUCAUACACCCUCCCCAAAAAGAACCCGGUGAAAAGUGUCAGUCGGUCAGAAAUCAAACUGGACGCUGAGGGCAAGACCGUCUUGGGAAUCGACCUAGAUGGCGACUGUGUCGUUAUGAAGAGUUAAUCACGUGAUCUAUGCAACUUUCACUUCCCUUUAUGGACUUCAUUUGAUAAUGGCUUCGCAGUUUGGAAGUACCCCUUUUUGUACAUUUUCACUGGCUUGUAUAAAUUCUGCACAUUUUUUGAAUGAAACAUUUUUACCACAAA